UCAUUUUCUCUUGUAUAAGCGUUCGGAAGAACCGAGUGGUGUGAGUCUGUGGGAGCGUGCGAUUUCUCCGAGAGAUCUAACAAUGACAACGAUCAAGAUUGUGAAGGCUCGCCAGAUAUUCGACAGCCGUGGUAAUCCCACCGUCGAGGUUGAUGUCACUCUUACUGAUGGAACCUUCGCCCGAGCUGCUGUGCCUAGCGGUGCUUCAACAGGUGUCUAUGAAGCUCUAGAAUUGAGGGAUGGGGGUUCAGACUACCUUGGAAAAGGCGUUUCAAAGGCCGUGGAGAAUGUGAACGCAAUUAUAGGACCUGCUUUGGUUGGCAAGGACCCGACCAAGCAGGCUGAAAUUGACAAUUACAUGGUACAACAACUUGAUGGAACGGUGAAUGAGUGGGGAUGGUGCAAGCAGAAGCUUGGAGCCAAUGCUAUUUUGGCAGUAUCACUGGCUGUUUGUAAGGCAGGUGCUUUGGUGAAGAAGAUUCCUCUCUACCAGCACAUCGCCAAUCUGGCUGGAAAUAAAACUUUGGUUCUUCCCGUACCUUCAUUCAAUGUUAUCAAUGGAGGUUCGCAUGCUGGCAACAAAUUGGCAAUGCAGGAAUUUAUGAUUCUCCCUGUUGGUGCUUCUUCCUUCAAGGAAGCUAUGAAGAUGGGGGUUGAAGUAUAUCAUCACCUGAAGGCUGUAAUAAAGAAGAAGUAUGGUCAAGAUGCUACCAAUGUUGGUGAUGAAGGUGGCUUUGCUCCAAAUAUCCAGGAAAACAAAGAGGGUCUUGAGCUGCUGAAGACUGCCAUUGCAAAAGCUGGAUACACUGGAAAGGUUGUAAUUGGGAUGGAUGUUGCUGCUUCAGAAUUUUAUAGCAACAAUGACAAAACUUAUGACUUGAAUUUUAAGGAAGAGAAUAAUGAUGGGUCCCAGAAAAUAUCAGGAGACAGCUUGAAGAAUGUGUACAAAUCAUUCGUAACAGACUACCCAAUUGUGUCCAUUGAGGAUCCAUUUGAUGAGGAUGAUUGGGAGCAUUAUGCAAAGUUAACAGGUGAAGUUGGCCAGCAAGUGCAAAUCGUUGGUGAUGAUCUUCUGGUCACAAACCCAAAGCGUGUGGAGAAAGCAAUUAAGGAGAAGGCUUGCAAUGCCCUGUUGUUGAAGGUGAAUCAAAUUGGUAGUGUAACCGAGAGUAUUGAAGCUGUGAAAAUGUCUAAACGAGCUGGAUGGGGUGUUAUGGCUAGCCACAGGAGUGGGGAAACUGAGGAUACUUUCAUUGCUGACCUCUCAGUUGGCUUGGCAACGGGACAGAUCAAGACUGGAGCUCCUUGCCGGUCAGAAAGGCUUGCUAAGUACAACCAGCUUCUGAGGAUUGAGGAGGAACUUGGUUCAGCAGCAGUCUAUGCUGGGUCUAAAUUCAGAGCCCCAGUGGAACCGUACUAAGGUUUUUGAAGUGGCGUUUGAAUAAGAUUCAAGAGUUUUGUCAUCAGAGAAGCGUUUACUUAGUUGAAUUUUGUGUAACUGAAACAUAUUAUAGUUGUGCUUAAACCCUUGGAAUGAGAUAUGAGGAUUUACUUAGUUGAAUUUUGUGUAACUGAAGCAUAUUGCAGUUGUGCUUAAACCCUUGGAAUGAGAUGUAUGGUAUCAUCUUCGGUGUUCCCCAGCCAA
Neltuma alba is the source of this 1645-nucleotide messenger RNA. RefSeq names its product enolase. NCBI's taxonomy places the organism in Eukaryota, Viridiplantae, Streptophyta, Magnoliopsida, Fabales, Fabaceae. Gene Ontology annotation, cellular component: phosphopyruvate hydratase complex. Gene Ontology annotation, molecular function: magnesium ion binding; phosphopyruvate hydratase activity. The coding region runs from base 83 to 1420 and encodes 445 amino acids. The record is from RefSeq and is a predicted model, not a curated record. The transcript has 17 exons. Gene Ontology annotation, biological process: glycolytic process.